This is a messenger RNA of Coffea arabica (coffee), 4863 nucleotides long. Its product is annotated as phospholipid-transporting ATPase 1-like. Gene Ontology annotation, biological process: phospholipid translocation. Gene Ontology annotation, molecular function: magnesium ion binding; ATPase-coupled intramembrane lipid carrier activity; ATP hydrolysis activity. Lineage: Eukaryota; Viridiplantae; Streptophyta; Magnoliopsida; Gentianales; Rubiaceae. Gene Ontology annotation, cellular component: plasma membrane. The record is from RefSeq and is a predicted model, not a curated record.
AGAGAAAGUUACCUUUCAUAUUUGCAUCACCAAAACCUCUCGUUACCUUCUAGAAAUCCAACGAAAAUCAAACUCCCACAAUUUCUUGCUACUACACCUUAGCUACUAGAAGAAGCUGACUUUUCCCUUCAAAUUUCCAUUUUUUUUUGUUUUUAUUUUUUAUUUUCUUUUUCCCUCGUUGUCCCCAUUUCUUGCAAUCUUCGCCCUUGCAUACCCACUUUGACCUUUGAAUUUUUCUCCACUCCCAUUUCUUGCCUUGUCAAAUGGAAUAUCACGACUAUUUCAUUCAAAUGUUUGAAAUAGUGCAUCAUCAUCAUGCUUGUUAUGCUUCCUAUGCACAACAAAUCAGCAAUCUUCAUUUCUCUCUAGUAUCUCCCUCUUCUCCCAAGUAAGUCUUGACAGCACCAGAGAAUUGGAAUAAUAGUAUAGCUGAGCAUUCUGUUGUAAAGAUUCAUUCUUGAUUGAGUAUUUCUUUUGCCUCUGUAGCUUUUUCUUUGUUCUUUGUUCUGUCAAUAUUUGUAUUUAUUUCUUUCUUGGCCGGCCUUUUUGUUGUUUCCUGUAGGAAGAACAAGUAGGGAGAUAGAAUAGUAGGCAGAGAUUUGGUUUCAUUUUAGAGGGGUUUUUUUGUGGAUAAAGUUGUGACUUUUUGUGAUUUUAGUUAAGAUCAACUUGUGCGUCUUCCCCGAAGUUCUGAUUUUUGUGGAAAUUGGCAUCUGGGUUUUUGGUGAAUCUGUGGGUUUUGGUGAUUUUAGGUGAUUUUGUGUUAGCUUGGGGUUGUAGUUUAGGUGAUUGUGGAGGGGUUUUUCUUGAUGAGUCUUGGGAAUUUGGAGUCCAGGCUGUUGUUCAGGGGUCUCUAAUUUUGUGCUCAUGACCACACAACAGCGUCCUCUUUUGAUUCCAUCACCAAGGACUCCGGGUGCCCCUGAGCUUCCAUAUACACCUGCAUAUGCUGAUCAGUUGAAGUCCAUUUCUGAAAACCCGAAACCAUCUUCUGGGACUGGGAUGGAUAUAAAUUCCCAAGUUGAUAAUUUGUCACUUCCUGAUAAUAUAACCCUGAAUUCAUCAUCACAACGUAGUAAUUCGUCAUAUCAGUCGAGAGCAUCAGGAAGGAAUUCUAUGAGAGAGGUGAGCUUUGCUGGAAAUUCUGUUAGGGAGUUGAACUCUGGUGAGUUAGGAAAGAAGCCGAUGAGGUAUGGAUCAAGGGCUGAAUCUGAGGGUUUAAGCAUGUCACAGAAAGAGAUUAAUGAUGAGGAUGCAAGGUUCGUCUACAUAAAUGAUCCUGUAAAGACGAACGAACGUUUUGAAUUUGCAAGGAAUUCGAUUAGGACGGCGAAAUAUUCUAUCAUCACCUUCUUGCCUCGGAACGUGUUUGAACAGUUCCAUAGGGUUGCAUAUAUUUAUUUUCUUGUGAUUGCUAUACUCAAUCAGCUUCCCCAGCUAGCUGUGUUUGGCCGGGGGGUUUCUGUUCUGCCUUUAGCCUUUGUGUUAAGUGUUACAGCAGUUAAGGAUGCCUACGAGGACUUUAGGAGGCAUCGGUCAGACAAGAUUGAGAACAAUAGAUUGGCAUGGGUUUUGGUCAAUGAUAAUUUUCAGCAGAAGAAAUGGAAAGAUAUACAGGUGGGUGAGAUCAUCAAAAUUUCUGCAAAUGAUUCACUUCCUUGUGAUAUGGUGCUCCUCUCAACAAGUGACCCAACUGGCGUUGCAUAUGUCCAGACGAUUAAUUUGGAUGGGGAAUCAAAUUUAAAGACACGUUAUGCAAAGCAGGAGACCCAAAUGAAAAAUCUUGAGAAGGAGAAGAUUAGUGGGCUAAUCAAGUGUGAGAAACCAAACAGGAAUAUAUAUGGUUUCCAGGCGAACAUGGAAAUUGAUGGGAAGCGUGUUUCACUAGGACCUUCCAACAUAGUCCUCCGAGGCUGUGAGCUCAAAAACACUAGAUGGGCCAUUGGUGUUGCAGUAUAUGCUGGCAGGGAGACCAAAGCUAUGCUCAACAGCUCAGGAGCUCCAUCAAAGAGAAGCCGCCUCGAGACACAAAUGAAUCGAGAAAUUAUUAUCCUCUCCUUUUUUCUUGUUGCACUAUGUACUAUAGUCUCUGUUUGUGCUGGUGUUUGGUUGAGGCGCCACAAGGAUGAGUUGGAUAAUAUGCCCUUUUACAGGAAAAAGGAUUACUCUGAAGUUGAAGCAGAUGGUAAUUAUGAUGAUUACAACUACUAUGGUUAUGGGCUGGAGAUAUUCUUCACAUUUCUCAUGUCAGUUAUUGUCUUCCAAGUCAUGAUCCCUAUAUCACUAUACAUAUCUAUGGAACUUGUCCGUGUUGGUCAGGCUUAUUUCAUGAUCCGAGACACGAAUAUGUAUGAUGCAUCCUCCAAUUCAAGAUUCCAGUGCAGGGCUCUAAACAUAAAUGAAGAUUUGGGGCAAAUAAAAUACGUAUUUUCUGACAAAACUGGUACACUGACUGAGAACAAAAUGGAGUUUCACUGUGCAAGCAUUUCAGGUGUAGAUUAUAAUGGUGGAACGGCCAUUGAUGAAGAUGAACAAGUGGGAUACUCUGCUCAAGUGGAUGGCCAGGUUCUGAGGCCUAAGAUGAAGGUCAAGGUUGACCCACAGCUUUUGAGUAUAGCAAAAAGUGGAAAGCAAGCUGAUCAAGAAAGUCGUGUUAGAGAUUUCUUCCUUGCAUUGGCUGCUUGUAAUACAAUUGUACCUCUUACUACAGAGACAGCUGAUCCAGCUGUGAGGUUAGUGGAUUACCAAGGGGAGUCACCCGAUGAACAGGCAUUGGUUUAUGCUGCUGCUGCUUAUGGUUUCAUGCUGAUUGAAAGAACCUCAGGCCAUAUAGUCAUUGAUGUUCAAGGAGAGACACAUAGGUUCAAUGUUUUGGGUUUGCAUGAAUUUGACAGUGAUCGGAAGAGGAUGUCUGUUAUAUUGGGCUGCCCAGAUAACUCAGUCAAGGUCUUUGUUAAAGGUGCUGAUACAUCUAUGUUUAGCGUAAUUGAUAAUUCAUUGAACUUGGAUAUUUUAGGCGCUACCGAAGCACAUCUACACUCGUACUCCUCAGUGGGUUUGAGGACUCUUGUAAUAGGUAUGCGAGAAUUAAGUGCUUCUGAAUUUGAGCAGUGGCAAUCGUCUUAUGAGACAGCGAGCACUGCUUUGAUUGGAAGAGCAGCUCUACUUCGUAAGGUUGCUAGCAACGUAGAAAGCAACCUCCGGAUACUAGGUGCCUCUGGAAUUGAAGACAAGCUCCAGCAGGGUGUCCCAGAAGCAAUAGAGUCUUUAAGAAUGGCUGGAAUUAAAGUAUGGGUUUUGACCGGGGACAAGCAAGAAACUGCUAUUUCAAUUGGCUACUCUUCUAAGCUCUUAACAACCCAGAUGACCCAGAUUGUAAUAAACUGCAAGUCCAAGGAAUCCUGCCGGAAGAGUUUGGAUGAUGCUCUGAUUGUAUCACAGAAACUUGUCCCUGACUCUGUUGCUGCACAUGCCACUGGUGGAAGUUCUGAAGCAAGUCCACUUGCACUGAUUAUUGAUGGAACAAGCCUUGUUCAUAUCCUUGACAGUGAGCUAGAAGAACAGCUGUUCCAGUUGGCAAGUAGAUGCAAUGUGGUAUUGUGUUGUCGAGUUGCACCACUGCAAAAAGCCGGUAUUGUUGCCCUCAUUAAGAACAGAACUGAUGACAUGACUCUUGCCAUUGGAGAUGGGGCAAAUGAUGUAUCUAUGAUCCAAAUGGCUGAUGUGGGCAUUGGAAUCAGUGGUCAAGAGGGUCGGCAAGCGGUCAUGGCGUCAGAUUUUGCAAUGGGCCAAUUCAGAUUUUUGGUUCCUCUUUUAUUGGUUCAUGGACAUUGGAAUUAUCAGAGAAUAAGCUAUAUGAUACUCUACAAUUUUUACCGGAAUGCAGUACUUGUUUUUGUUUUAUUUUGGUACGCGCUCUUCACAAGUUACACGCUUACAACUGCAAUGACAGAUUGGAGCAGUAUGUUGUACUCGAUUAUAUACACAGCUGUACCUACAAUAGUGGUUGGGAUUCUUGACAAGGAUUUAAGUAGAAGGACUCUAUUGAAGUAUCCUCAGCUUUAUGGAGCUGGUCAAAGAGAAGAAGGCUACAACACUACAUUGUUUUGGGUAACAAUGAUGGACACAGUGUGGCAAAGUGCAGCUAUCUUCUUUCUGCCCGUCCUUGCGUACUGGAGAAGCACAGUUGAUAUUUCUGGCUUGGGAGAUCUUUGGACACUUGCAGUGGUGAUCGUGGUUAACUUACAUUUAGCCAUGGAUGUCCUUCGGUGGUAUUGGAUUACUCAUGCCGCCAUUUGGGGAUCCAUAGUUGCAACCUUCAUUUGUGUCUUGAUUAUUGAUUGUCUACCCUCUUUAUUUGGUUACUGGGCCUUUUUUAAGAUUGCUGGAUCUGCGUUGUUCUGGUUGUGCCUACUUGGCAUUACCGUUGCUGCACUCUUGCCUCGUUUCAUUGUAAAAGUUUUCAGUCAGUAUUAUAGACCUGAUGAUAUUCUCAUUGCAAGAGAAGCAGACAAAUUUGGAAAUCUAACGGCGUUAAGAAAUGGAGAAAUAGAAUUGAACCCAAUUUUUGAUCCCCCUCGGAGAUGAGUUAAUGAAAAUUUUUCCUUGUUUAGUUUUUCUUUUUUGUACAAUUGGUCAUAUUCUUUAGGCUGCUUGAAAAGAUUUUCCUUGCUUGCCAAUGUUGUUGUUUACUGUCCAAAGGAUGGUUGUAAUACCUAGGUUUAAGUUAUUUUUUGGUACGUGUCUACAGCAGAUGUAAAUGUACAUUAUUGGUGUUCAUUACAGAAAAAUUUGAUACGAGUAUCAACAGAUUCUAUUGAUGAAGAAAUUGCAUUCAAGCCCUAUUGUAUCCCUUGCGUAUUC